GGAAGUCAACACUGUCAACCUGGACACGUGUGGGACUGGAGUCGGCUGCAUCCGAUGUGCUUAUGGAAGAGUAAAGAAUACACUUCCCAUGUUCUUCAUUCAAUUGUAUUAGGAAAUAUUGCCAGCUUACUCUAAAUGCGUGUAUAAAGGUAUAGGAACUGCUUUAUAAAAAUGAAGUUUGCUUACAGGUUCUCCAAUCUUUAUGGAGCAGUUUAUCGCCAGGGCAACUUGAGUUUCUCCAAAGAUGGGAACAAUGUCAUCAGCCCGAUCGGAAACCGCGUCUCCGUUUUCGAUCUGAAAAAUAACUCAUCUGAAACCCUGCCGUUCUCCACUGUGAAGAACAUCACCUGUGUGGGUCUCUCCCCGGAUGGCGGCCUGGCCAUCGUGGUGGACGAAGAUGGCGCAGCGCAGAUCAUCAGUCUCAUCACCAGAGCAGUCCUCCAUCAUUUCCACUUCCACAAACCUGUCAGCAGCAUUCGCUUCUCACCCGACGGCAGGAAGUUGGUGGUGACCAAGGAGAAUGUUGCUUUGCUGUACCACGCGCCAGGCAAGCACCGGGAAUACAACGCCCUGGUGCUGGACAAGACAUACUAUGGCCCCUACGACGAGACCACCUGCAUCGACUGGACCACCGACUCCAAGUGUUUUGCGGUGGGCAGCAAGGACAUGUCCACCUGGGUGUUUGGAGCCGAGCGCUGGGCCAACCUCAUCUACUACUCACUGGGCGGCCACAAGGACCUGGUGGUGGGCUGCUUCUUCGAGAAGGAAAGCCUGGACCUGUACACGGUGAGCCAGGACGGAGCGCUGUGUGUGUGGGAGAGCGACACAGAGCCCAGCGGCCUGGUCCUCACGAAGAAGGUAGCAGAGGAGGAGGAGAAGGAGUCUUCGUUGGAGGAGGGCGAGGAAGCGGAGGAGGGCGGGAGCAGGGCCCAGGUCAUCAGGGGGAAAGCGGACAGCCCCAAAGACUCUGAGAUCAAGAAUGUCCGCUACCUGCAGAAGAGCAAGCAUUUCUUCAACAAGGAGGGCGAGUUCAACAACCUGACCUGCGCCUCCUUCCACAAGGACACGCACAUCCUGGUCACCGGCUUCGCCUCCGGAGUCUUCCACCUCCACGAGCUCCCAGAGUUUAACCUCAUCCACUCCCUCAGUAUUUCAGACCAGAGGAUAUCCUCGGUGGUGAUGAACUGCUCUGGGGACUGGAUCGGCUUUGGCUGCUCGGGGAUGGGCCAGCUGCUGGUGUGGGAGUGGCAGAGUGAGUCGUACAUUUUCAAGCAGCAGGGUCACUUCAACAACAUGGCCUCCCUGGCCUACUCCCCUGAUGGACAGUACAUCGUAACCGGCGGCGACGACGGCAAGGUGAAGGUGUGGAACACCAACAGCGGCCUGUGCUUCGUUACGUUCACGGAGCACACCAGCAGCAUCACCCAUGUCACCUUCACCUCCAGCGGGUUCGUCAUCGUCAGCGCGUCCCUGGAUGGCACGGUGCGGGCAUACGACCUCCACAGGUACCGCAACUUCCGCACGUUCACCUCGCCGCGCCCCGUGCAGUUCUCCUCCCUGGCCGUCGAUUUCAGCGGUGAGCUGGUGAGCGCCGGAGCCCAGGACUCCUUCGAGAUCUUCAUCUGGUCCAUGCAGACGGGAAGGCUGCUGGAGGUGCUGGCGGGCCAUGCGGGGCCGGUCAGCAGCCUGUGUUUCAGUCCGGUCCAGUCCAUCCUGGCCAGCGCUUCCUGGGACAAGACGGUCCGCAUCUGGGACAUGAUUGACAGCUGGCAGACCAAGGAGACGCUGCCACUCCCCGCCGACGGUCUGGCCGUCUCCUACCGACCCGACGGACAGGAGCUGGCUGUGGCCACUCUGGACGGGGAGAUCUCCUUCUGGGUACCCCAGGACGCCACGCAGACGGGCUCCAUCGCCGGGCGUCACGACCUGGUGAUGGGCCGCAAGGAGUCGGAGAAGAUCACUGCCAAGCAGUCGGCCAAGGGCAAGUCGUUUACGGCUUUGUGCUACUCUGCGGACGGGGCGUCCAUCUUGGCAGGCGGUCAGUCCAGGUUUGUGUGCAUCUACAACGUCAAGGAGCAGAUCCUCAUGAAGAAGUUCGAGGUCUCCUGCAACCUGUCGUUUGACGCCAUGGAGGAGUUCCUGGACCGGCGGAAGAUGACAGAGUUCGGCAGUCUGGCGCUGGUGGACGAGGGCGCCGGGGACGGAGACGGAGUUCAGCUCAGCCUACCUGGCGUCAGGAAAGGAGAUAUGAGCUCCAGACACUUCAAGCCGGAGAUCAGGGUCAGCUCUCUGCGGUUCUCCCCGACUGGUCGCAGCUGGGCUGCCACGACGACGGAGGGCCUGCUGGUCUACUCUCUGGAUGGCUCGAUGAUCUUCGACCCCUACGACCUGGACCUGGACGUGACCCCCGCCAGCGUGCGCCGCCAGCUGCGGCUCAAGGAGUGGACGUCGGCCAUCGUGCUGGCGUUCCGUCUCAACGAGCACGCCCUCACGCAGGAGGUCCUGGAGACGGUCCCGCACAAAGAGAUCCCCGUGGUGUGUGGGUCGCUCCCCGACGUGUACGUGGAAAAGCUGCUGUUCUUCCUGGCGGGCUGUCUGGAGAAGUCUGCCCACCUGCAGUUCUACCUGAGCUGGGCCCAGAACUUGCUGCUGUUGCACGGACAGAAGCUCAAGAACAGAUCGGGAGCCAUCCUGCCCACCAUCCAGUCCUUACAGAAGAGUCUACAGAGACAUUUUGAAAGUCUCUCCAAGCUAUGCGAGUGGAACAUUUACACGAUCCGUUACGCAGUGGCCCUGUCGAAACAGAGAGGACUGAAGCGAAGCGCAGAACAGCUGGAGGAGGUGGAGGAGGAGGAAGUGGUGGAGGAUGAGGAUUUGUUUGAAGGGAUGAGCCAGGCCUCUAUGGAAAACACCGUCAUGGUUAUGUAAAAGGCUGGGUCCAAUCUCGAGUCAUCUUCAUUCCUUUGCGAUGCCUGAUUUGAAAAAAAAUGCUUUGUUGGACUGUUGAAAGUUAUUGUAAAUGUUUUUUAUUAAAGAGAUUGUAUAAAAGGG
Gadus macrocephalus (Pacific cod) is the source of this 3051-nucleotide messenger RNA. It is a transcript of the gene pwp2h, whose product is annotated as PWP2 small subunit processome component. The transcript has 21 exons. Gene Ontology annotation, biological process: ribosomal small subunit assembly; maturation of SSU-rRNA from tricistronic rRNA transcript (SSU-rRNA, 5.8S rRNA, LSU-rRNA). The record is from RefSeq and is a predicted model, not a curated record. Lineage: Eukaryota; Metazoa; Chordata; Actinopteri; Gadiformes; Gadidae. Gene Ontology annotation, molecular function: protein binding. Gene Ontology annotation, cellular component: Pwp2p-containing subcomplex of 90S preribosome; small-subunit processome. The coding region runs from base 172 to 2928 and encodes 918 amino acids.